This is a messenger RNA of Tarenaya hassleriana, 1648 nucleotides long. RefSeq names its product probable pectate lyase 10. The transcript has 7 exons. The record is from RefSeq and is a predicted model, not a curated record. Lineage: Eukaryota; Viridiplantae; Streptophyta; Magnoliopsida; Brassicales; Cleomaceae. Gene Ontology annotation, molecular function: pectate lyase activity. Bases 194 to 1381 code for a protein of 395 amino acids.
UCUCCCUUCUUCUUCUUCUUCUUCCUCCUCCUUAUUGCACAGAGGAGAGAGAAAGCUUCAGCGGAGCAACAAUGGCGGAUCCCAAAACGUUGUUCUAUACCUCUGUUUUUCUGCUUAUUUUCUCUGCGUAAAUGCGUCAACGGUUCGACGAACAGAGGAAUCUCUGAAACCGCAGAGCUCCAGAAACUCAUCAAUGGCGGAUACGUCAUCGGAAGACUCAUGGCAUGAACACGCCGUUAAAAACCCUGAAGAAAUAGCAUCCAUGGUCGAUAUGAGCAUACGAAACAGUACGGAGCGGAGGAAGCUAGGGUUCUUCUCCUGCGCCACCGGAAAUCCGAUCGAUGACUGUUGGCGAUGUGACCAGAGAUGGCAUCUCCGGCGAAAACGUCUCGCGAACUGUGCGAUAGGAUUUGGCCGCAAUGCCGUCGGCGGCCGAGACGGCCGUUACUACGUCGUCACCGACCCGUCGGAUCACGACCCGGUGAACCCGCGACCCGGGACUCUCCGUCACGCCGUGAUCCAGGACCGGCCUCUCUGGAUCGUAUUCAAGCGCGACAUGGUCAUAACCCUGAAGCAAGAGCUCAUCAUGAAUAGCUUCAAGACGAUCGAUGGCCGAGGAGUGAACGUCCACAUCGCUAAUGGCGCCUGUAUAACGAUCCAGUUCGUGACCAACAUCAUCAUCCAUGGAGUUCAUAUCCAUGACUGUAAGCAGACGGGGAAUGCUAUGGUUCGGAGUUCGCCGACGCAUUACGGUUGGCGAACUAUGGCGGAUGGUGACGGGAUCUCGAUUUUUGGGUCGAGUCAUAUUUGGAUUGAUCACAAUUCUCUGUCUAAUUGUGCUGAUGGGUUGAUUGAUGCGAUCAUGGGUUCUACGGCGAUUACGAUCUCCAAUAAUUACUUCACUCACCAUAACGAGGUGAUGUUGUUGGGACACAGCGAUUCCUACGCGAGAGACAAGAUCAUGCAAGUGACCAUUGCCUAUAACCAUUUCGGCGAGGGUCUUAUCCAGAGAAUGCCAAGGUGUAGACACGGGUAUUUUCAUGUGGUGAACAACGAUUACACGCACUGGAUAAUGUAUGCUAUUGGCGGAAGUGCUAACCCUACUAUCAACAGCCAAGGCAACCGAUACCUUGCCCCGGCAAAUCGUUUUGCUAAAGAGGUGACGAAAAGGGUAGGUGCAUGGCAAGGAGAGUGGAAGAACUGGAACUGGAGAUCACAGGGAGAUCUCAUGCUUAACGGUGCAUAUUUCAUGUCAUCGGGAGCAGGAGCUUCUGCUAACUACGCCAGGGCGUCGAGCUUGGCAGCUAAGUCGUCUUCCCUUGUAAGUACGCUUACUUACAGCUCGGGUGCGCUCAAAUGCAGAAUCGGUAUGAGGUGUUAGUCAAAUGUUGUGAAAUUCGUAUACGCAAACACAUAUAGAGGGAGGAAACAAUGAAGAAAAAGAACUCGUUUUUCUUUGUAACCCUGCUUCCUAGGGUUUAUGUUUUCUCUUGUUUCUUUUGGGGAUUUCGGCUUUCUUCCAUUUGUAUCCAUGUAUCAACCUCGGUCUCAGUAGAGCCGUAGUGUUGUUCAACCUGCAAAAUCUGUAGUAUAGUGCUUUAUUCGACCCUGUGGGUUCUGUGGUUAUCCAUCUCGUGUGUACUUGAAA